GCGUGAGUGCGCGCUCACGCGAGCAGCUGUCAUCGGGUCGAACGCGCGUGCCCGCCGCCCGCGAGACUCCCCCCGUUUGAAGAUUACACUGCUGCAGCUCCUGGCCAUCUUGUAUGAGACAGACAGGAUGAGGCGCUGAGAAAACACGAGUGUUCAGCUAAGCUCAGAUAGGAUAGGAGGAUCCCUGUUUCUCUCUUUUCUUUUCUUUUUUUUUUUUUUUUAAAUUCUCGUGUGACAGGCGGACUGCAAACAGAGAAGAGAGGCUGGAGGGGGGGGAGAAAGAGAGAGACAGAGAGAGAGAGAGAAAAAACCCCAAACAAACACAAUCACGUCUCCUGCCGCUGUGUGUGAGUGAGCUGAAAAACACAUCAGUUGUGGAUUAUUCCGAGGACAUCGCGCUGGAACCAUGAGCUGGGGGUCAGAGCUAUGGGAUCAGUUUGACAACUUGGAGAAGCAUACACAGUGGGGGAUCGAGUAUCUGGAGAAGUACACCAAAUUUGUCAAGGAGAGGUCAGAGAUUGAAACCAACUAUGCAAAACAAAUUAGGAAUCUAUCAAAGAAGUAUCAACCCAAGAAGAACUCGCGGGAGGAGGAGGAGAGCAAGUACACCUUCUGUCGAGCCUUCCUGACGACACUUAAUGAGUUAAAUGACUAUGCGGGUCAACAUGAGGUCAUAGCAGAGAACCUGACAUCUCAGAUCAUCGCCGAGCUUUCACGCUACCUGCAGGAUCUCAAGUCGGAAAGAAAAUCGCACUUCCAUGAUGGACGUAAGGCACAGCAGCACAUCGAGAGCUCGUGGAAACAGCUGGAAUCGUGUAAAAGAAAGUUUGAGAGGGACUGUAAAGAGGCAGACAGAGCGCAGCAAUACUUUGAAAAGAUGGAUGCUGACAUUAACGUGACUAAGGCUGACGUGGAAAAGCGAAGUUCCCACAAGGCACGACAGCAAGCUCAGAUGAGGCACCAGAUGGCUGCUGAUAGUAAGAGCGAUUACUCCUCCUACCUGCAGAAGUUCAACCAGGAGCAGAACGAACAUUACUUUACAAUUAUCCCCAACAUAUUCCAGAAACUUCAAGACAUGGAGGAGAAAAGAAUCGAGAGGCUAGGCGUGUGCAUGAAGACGUUUGCAGACGUGGACCGCCAAGUGCUGCCCAUCGUGGGGAAAUGUUUAGAUGGCAUGACGAAAGCCGCUGAGUCCAUCGAGCCCAAGACUGACUCGCAGCAGGUUGUGGAGUCCUAUAAGUCCGGGUUCGAGCCACCGGGGGACGUUGAGUUUGAGGACUACGGCCAGGCCAUGAAGAGGACGGCAUCUGAAACCAGCCUGUCCAACACCAGAGACGGCAAAGAGAAGCCUACUACCAAGAGCAAGGGCAAACUGUGGCCUUUCAUUAAGAACAAGAACAAGCUUAUGUCCCUGUUAACGUCCCCCCACCAGCCCCCACCUGCCCCCCCAGCCUCAUCCCCGCCCUCACCCUCUGCUGUUCCCAACGACCCCCAGUCUCCCAAGCAGCACAAGGAGCCCCUCUCCCACCGCCUCAACGACUUCAUGACCUCCAAACCCAAAAUGCACUGCCUCCGGAGCCUGAGGCGAGGGCAGCAGUCCCCGCGCUCGCUCAGUUGUCACAAAGAGCUUAUGAAGAGGACUCUGGGUCGACCCACAUAUGCUUUCGAAGCAAGGCAAUAUGUUCUUUCUCUCAAGCUGAUCACACUCAAUUCCCACGUCCGGAAUCUCAUUGAGGGCUCCGGACCAGAAGACUUCAGCCACCUGCCGCCGGAACAGAGGAGGAAGAAGCUGCAGGGCAAGCUGGACGAGCUCAAUAAGGACAUUCAAAAAGAAAUGGACCAGAGGGACGCUCUAACUAAGAUGAAAGACGUGUACGUGAAGAACCCUCAGAUGGGCGACCCGACCAGCGUCGACCCGCGGCUAUCAGAAAUAGGCCAGAACAUCGAGAAGCUCCAGUUUGAAGUUCAGAAAUUCGAGGGCUGGUUAGCGGAGGUGGAGGAGAGGAUGCCAUCCAAGAGCGAUACACACCGAAGAAGUGGACUCUAUGAGACCCAGAACAGCAUGACAGUGGGCAACAACUGUGCGCAGGACAGAGAGAGGCCCUUGAGCAGCCCGGACGGCAGCUACACAGAGGAGCAGAAUUCAGAGACUCAGGUCAAAGCCAACAUCAACCCCGCCCCCGCCCCCGCCCACAACCCCACCUCCACCACGCCGGAGUUCGACGACGAGUUCGACGACGAGGAGGUCCUGCCCACCAUCGGCACCUGCAAAGCCUUGUACCCAUUUGAAGGUCAUAAUGAGGGCACCAUCGCCGUGGCAGAGGGCGAGCUGCUGUACGUCAUAGAGGAGGACAAAGGAGACGGCUGGACGCGAGUUCGCAGGAACGAGGACGAGGAGGGAUACGUCCCCACGUCCUACGUCGAGGUCUUUUUGGAAACAAAUGCCAAAGAUUCCUAAAAGUGCGAGGCUGGCUGAGGAAUGGCAGGGCAAGCAGCCUCGGGAUGAAAACCACCACCGCGCUCGCUGAGUCAGAGAGAGAAAGUGAAAGACGACCUGAAUCUAAAAAGAAAGCCGGCCGAUUAUCUCAAUUUUUCCAAAAACCAUUACAAGAAAAAGAUAAAAAAACAACUACGUACAAAGCGGUGUUGCGCUUCCUCUGCAGACGGUUUGAAGCAGCGAUAAGAGAAAUCCAUCUAAAUUUUAGCGCUCAUAACCUUUUUUCCAUUCUUAACACCCAUACUGCCGUCACAACCACAGUAAACAAUUUGCUUCUCUGUUGUUUUUUAGCUUUGCUUGUCUUAAUGUGACUAACUCCGCUUGCAGCGCGCGCGGUCAUGAACGUGGCUGUUGGCUUCCUCGCUCUGAACGCCCCGCCCCCUUUCCCUUUCUUUGCCCCCAUCUUGCACACACACACACACACAAACGACAGAGGGUGUGGUCAGAAACAGGACGGAGACCAGCCCGGAGCCUACGGACAAAAAGGCCGCCGACAUCCAGCUAUAAAAGAGAAUCAUCCAGAGCUCAUCCGCCGCCGACACGCGGGGCUUUAAAAACCUCUCGCUCACCCCUCUUACUAAAGCUCCAUGUUUUCAUCCAACUGCAGGUGGAGGAAGUGAAGGUGCUAAUCAUUUUUCUGUAUGUCAGGUGCUUCUGGUUUCUGUUGUGUGCACUCAAAAAAAAAAAAAACCCACAAAAAACAUGCCAAAAAAGUAUUUUAAUUGUCAACAUGUAUAUUUAGCAUUUUAUUUUAUACACACGUUGAAUGUAAAGUUUCACAUUUAAUGCAGAAGUUUUCCAUCAUGUUGAGUCGGUGUGAUUAAAUCGCAGACUUACACAUAAACGUUGUGUUUUAUUCAAUUAUUACGUACAAAAGUAAGAAUAUAAUUUGUAAGAACUCUUGUUUAAAAUCCUUUGUCAUAUAUUUUGUUGAGUUGUUCUCUCGUCACCUCGUCCUUGAACUUUUGCGCUGUGGGAAAGAGAACUGAAAAUCUUUCCCUCUCACAAGGAAAACUGCUGGUAUUAAAAUAAUAUUGAGGUAAAAGUAUAAAGUAUUAUAUAAAGAGUGACGCAUCUCACAUAAGUUAUUCUGUCAAUUCAAUUAUUCGACUCAACUUUGCAUUUAAAGUGACUCUUUACAUUUAACUGCGGUAAUAGAAUGGAAAAUUCACAUGUGAUUAAAAUACUUAGCGUCUGUGUUUUGAGUGUGUAUGUAAGUGUGUGUGUGUGUGUGUGAUCUGAAUGCUCGUACGUGUGCGUCUUAUUUUGAAGGUGUGUUGUGAUGUCACUGCCCCCCCCCACACACAUCCAGGACCAGCUCGGAGAGGAGAAGAGCUGGAUGAUGGGUGCUCGUUGCUCCAUCUGUCAUCCUACAACUUCUUGUGGUGUCACUGGUUGUCUGUUCCUCUCUCUGACCACACCCCCCUCCACCUGUCCCGACCCCGCCAGCCACCACCACCCUCACCUCCACCCCACGGCUCCUCCCUCCUCAGGCGGCUCAGGCUCUCCCUCGGCUGCUUCGAGCACUCCCCCCACCCUCCCCCACCUCCCUCGCGCUCUAUUGUUUUUUUGUUUUUUGCUCGGGGCGGGGGGCCUCUCAGCGUUGUGGUGUUGCUGCAUGCUUGCCCUGUCUUCCUCCUCGCCUCGUCCCCCCCGAUGCCGCCUCCUUUGGGUGGCGGCGGCGGAGGUGGUGGUGGUGGUGAUGGGUGGGGUGAGGGUGUUCGGUCAGCUUACGCCCCCUCCUUCCUCCUCUCUCCUCUUUGCCUCCAGCCUCUCUGUUCAGUUAACCCUCAUCGCCUGGUCGUACUGUUUGAAUUAACCUGAAUGCUACUGUUUGGGUUCAGUGCCUGUGGUUCUAUUUUUUAUUAUUUUUUUAUUUUAUAAUAUCUCUUUUCUUCUGUUGGUUCAGAAAGCAUGAGUUUUAACAGCGAGUGAGUGAUCUCCUCCUCCUCCUUCUCCUCCCGGUGUUCCCCAGUUUAAUCUCUAAACUGUCAGUAAAAAGGACGAUAGGGACCUGUUUUCUGAAAUGAUCUUAUGCAUAGGUAGGUCAUGGAUGUCUCGUGCUUUUGUUUUACUGUAAGGACACAGUACAGUAUGUAUGUAAAAAAAAAAUGUUUGUAUUGUAUGUUUUUGAUCAGAGUGUCUAACGCAAAAAAAGUUGUUGUUAGUUUGCAGUCGAAUCACCGGUCCGAGCAACAGUUCACCCGAGAAAAACAAAAGAAGAGUUACACCCUUUUUUUUUUUUUUUAGGAUGGUCCACUUUAACUGUUCUUCUGUAUAUGAAAAUAUACUGUGAUGCCACAUUUUCCUGUGAGUUUGUGACUGAAAUGUGACCCAGAAUCACCUGUUGUGGGCCUUAACUGGGUUUUUUUUUUUUUUUUAAAGAGACAAGGAUGACGGCGAGAGGAUUAAGUGAUUAAGAUGUGAUGAUCUUGGAAAAAAAAGGAUUUUGGGGGCAAAAUUUGAGAGUUUUUAUAAUCAAGAGACUGUCAGACCAGAGAAAUUAUGUCCACUGAUUCUCCCUUCACUCCUGCUCAACGGCACAUAACGUACAAGAGUUUAACUUUUUUGUUUUGUUUUAUAUUUGACGAUGUCGAGAUUCGUUUUCUUUCUUUCUUUCUUGUUUUUAAAGCUGGAAAUCUUUGUUGUAGCUUAUUCUGCCUGAACGGGACAUUAAAAAAAAAAUCCCUUAACUGCAAAUAUGAGUGAAGAUAUCAUUGUAUUUUUGGGGAGUAUGAAGCCAUUUUUAAAAUAUUCAUCUGACUGCACCAUGUUCUGAGUGAUGCAGCGCAGAUAUGUAAAAAAAAAAAAAAAAUGUGAUUCAUGAUUUCUGAUGAUUAUGAAUAAAAAUUGACUCGUCUUUGCCCAUUUGGACUCCUGAUGGAAGGAAUGAUCAAAUCAAAACCCUUUAAGAAAAAAAAAAAAAAAGUGAAAUCAUGUUUGCUCGUCGCCACCCGCCGCUCCGUACGUCAGGAGCUCAAACAACAAGCCACUUUUUUGUUUGUUCAACUGUUUCACAACAAGAUAAAUCCACCGCUUCGGGGGCUUUACUGCAGCCUUCCGCCUGCCAGCUCUCCGCAACCAGACCACCAAAAAGAAAAAAAACUUUUUAGUCGACGCCCCAGAAUAACCCGCCUGUACAGUGGAAAUGGCACGUUGGAAUUAGAGAGAAUAUAUAUGAAUAUAUAAAUAAAAGUUUAAAAAGGAAAAACAUCUAUUUUAACUAUUGAGAGUCUUACCAUUACUUUAUCUGCUUUGCAAAGUAAGACUUCUUUUUCCUUUGUGAGGCCUACCAAAUGGUGUGUUUUGCACUUUUUCGUUUGUGUUCCGUUUGGUAGCCUGUUGCUUGUGGUUUUGGAGCACUGAAUACUUUGUAUUGUGUUUACUGUGCCAAUUAAAUAUGCCUGGAAAGUUGA
Acanthopagrus latus (yellowfin seabream) is the source of this 5913-nucleotide messenger RNA. RefSeq names its product formin-binding protein 1 (gene fnbp1b). The record is from RefSeq and is a predicted model, not a curated record. The coding region runs from base 407 to 2458 and encodes 683 amino acids. NCBI's taxonomy places the organism in Eukaryota, Metazoa, Chordata, Actinopteri, Spariformes, Sparidae. Gene Ontology annotation, biological process: signal transduction; endocytosis. The transcript is spliced from 20 exons. Gene Ontology annotation, molecular function: protein binding.